AGAUGCAGGAUUAUGUAAGCGAAGGUAUUUCAAAGACCAGGAGCGAAACCAACAGCAUCCUUGGAACCCUUGGCUUUACAAAACCUUUACACCGUGCCGCGGGAACACAGCGUUCAGAGGUGUUCCUGACGCGACGGCCCUGAUUUUGUAGGGCUCGUCGCCCAAUCCUUGUGGAUAUCCACCUCCAUUCGACCCAGUUCAAAAAGGCUCCAAGCCGGUGUUCUUAGUCUAGGGAAACGCGAUGCGGGCCUCGAAAGCACUACGUGUGCUCGCGAUUCUGCGGAACAUGCGACCUAAUCGGUCUGUGGUUAAUGGAAGUGGGCCUUUGUCGAGAGUAGCAUUACACUACAUUGGUAUUGCAGAUAUAUGGAGACACUGGCUCAGUGUGCGGGGGGCCAUUGAGAGCGGCCCACAAUUUGCACUGAUGCCGGAGACACCAGGUGUCAAGUCUCACUUUGAUAUGGGAUAUACUCUUUAUUCCUCUGAGAGAGAUCGAAAACUGAAAACCCGAUUGGACGAACACCGGCGAAGGAACAUGGCGCGAAAGACGGCAAAAGACACCGACGACCCAAUCCUUGGCUUCCUGGAGGGCUUCGCCAAGCGUAUGCGCGCGAGACAUUCAGCCAACGUGAAAGGUCAAUCCCGCGCCCAAAAGGGGUUGGAGGAAGAGGUAGAAACAGCACGCAGACGGUUGGAAGAGAUCCCAGAGGGUCGGUGGGUACGUGCUUACUGGAGGUUCGUGCUGAGUACUGGAGAAUUCCUUCUAAACCGUGGGAAACGGGCUGAACGAAGAGGGGAGGAGAAGUUGAGAAGGUCAGCAGAGCGCAUGCAACGUAUGAAGUCUGGGCUUGAAAAGGAGAAGGCCGAGAUUGAGAUGAGUGAACGAUUGGAAGAAGUUUUGCAAGAUUUCAACCUGAGAAUGUCUUCCCUUGAAAACAAAGGAUCUGGAACUGAGACAAACAAACAAAUGGAAACCCUUUUACGCUAUUUCAAAGCGAGGAUAACUGCGCUUAAAAAGGAUGGGACUGCAACUAAGACGAGAAAGCGGGUGGAGGAGAUUUCGCAAGAUAUUGAACAGUGGUUACAUGAGCUGCGGAAGGAGGGAAAUGGGAACGAGAAGUCGACAGGGAAGUAUGAGUGGGCUAAGCAGAGGUCGAGGGCGGGUCUGAAGCAGAGGGGAAGCUGAAUGGAAGGAGUCUCAAGAUGCUGAUACUGGGAGCAACGGCUUUUGUUUGAUAUUUGGAGCUCAAGGGACGAGUGUAAAAUAAUCAUCUCCUCAGCAUAUACGUACUUGAGUAUAACUAUCUGCCAGGUAAAUUUACACUACCCGCGAG
Molecule: messenger RNA, 1334 nt
Organism: Lindgomyces ingoldianus
Lineage: Eukaryota; Fungi; Ascomycota; Dothideomycetes; Pleosporales; Lindgomycetaceae
Exons: 2
Coding region: 242-1186 (314 amino acids)
Source: RefSeq, a predicted model, not a curated record